Molecule: messenger RNA, 738 nt
Organism: Carassius auratus (goldfish)
Lineage: Eukaryota; Metazoa; Chordata; Actinopteri; Cypriniformes; Cyprinidae
Product: twinfilin-2-like
Exons: 4
Coding region: 382-738 (118 amino acids)
Biological process (GO): positive regulation of neuron projection development; regulation of lamellipodium assembly; actin filament depolymerization
Cellular component (GO): myofibril; cytoplasm; actin filament
Molecular function (GO): actin filament binding; actin monomer binding
Source: RefSeq, a predicted model, not a curated record
GACUCUCAUUUUCAGUCUGGUACUUCCUUUUAUUCUACACUACAGCUUCAUCAUUCAGCUCAUCACAGAUAUCAGAUGUUGUCAUCCACUUUAUACCCCAUAAGUGCCACCGUUGACGGACGAAUAAUACUUGAUAGGGGCUGUGCUGGAACCCAUCCCUUGACAGGUGUAAUAUUAGGCUACACAUCUUCCUCAGUUCCGCAGAUCAAGUUUCAAACAGGAUUCCCCAGGUAAGAUGCUUAAGGGGCGUUGAUGUCAUUGUACGGAAGUGAGUUGGACCACACUUCUGGACACAGAUAGCAGUGCCACUGAAGACAAGGAGGACAACGUGGGAGUUUCAACAGGAAUUCAGACUGAGCUGGACCAUCGAGGUGAUUUGGGAUGUCGCACCAGACGGGUAUUCAUGCAACUCCCGACUUGAGAGAGUUCCUCGUGAAGGCGAGAAGGGGCGCUGUCAGAGUGGUGAAGAUUGUUAUAAGGAGCGAACAGCUGGUGUUGGGAGCGUACAGAGAGGUGUGUCAGAGCUGGGAUCAGGACUAUGACGCAUGUGUCCUGCCCAUACUGGACGGUCUGGAACCCUGCUAUAUCCUUUAUCGCCUCGACUCACAGAACCAGCUGGGAUAUGAGUGGCUGUUUAUCUCUUGGUCGCCAGACCAGUCACCAGUGAGGUUAAAGAUGGUGUACGCUGCAACCCGUGCCACACUGAAGAAAGAGUUGAGGAAGUCACCUGAAAGAUGA